AACUGACAUCGAUGCUGGUCAUCAUUCCUCAAGGAUUCUUUGUUCUGGAGGGUAAGGGGCCUAACAUUGGUACCCUAGAUUGUCGGCGUCAUAUCUCACUCCUAGCCACUCUGCGACUCAGGGAAACUAUAGACAUGAUACCUUGCUAUCGCUAUUAAUGACGAUCGGAUCGUCGACUCAAACUUGUCGAAAUCAUGGAACCCCCGACGGAUCAACGUUCCGACUAUGCAGGAGGCGCCGCACCAUCUUUUCCAGACGUGAUGAAUGACCCAGCGUACGCUACAAAUUACAGAGGAAAAGAAAGGGACUUGGAAGAACCUGAUACUUGCCGAAUAUGUCGGGGCGAAGGUACGGAGGAAGAACAACUGUUCUACCCUUGUAAAUGCAGUGGUAGCAUCAAAUUUGUCCACCAGGCAUGCUUGGUGGAGUGGCUAUCACACUCGCAGAAGAAACAUUGUGAGCUGUGCAAAACACCGUUCCGCUUUACAAAGCUAUACGACCCAAACAUGCCUCGAGAUUUGCCAACGCCACUAUUCCUGAAGCAAUUGUUGGUCCAUAGCUUUCGCACCGUGGUGACAUGGUUGCGGUUUGUUCUUGUUGCAUUCGUCUGGCUUGGAUGGUUACCCUGGUCCAUGAGGGCCAUCUGGAGAGCUUUGUUCUGGCUUGCAGAUGGCCGCUGGUCUGGUGGGGAUAAUGCUAUGCAAGGACCGACCGAGGAACGCCUUUCUGAAGCAAUGGCAAACAACACCGCUUCGCUUCUUAGUGCAGGUGUUGCGACAAGCUCAGCCCUGGCCUCUACAUUUGAAACGAACACAGCCGAUACGCAAUCCAUGCCGUCACCAGCAUCGUCAAUGUUUAGCUUCUCGUCAGGCGAACCGCUACUGCUUACCAUAGUAAAGAAAGCAUUUUCUGGCCUUUUCUUUCCGGCCAUGUCUUCAAGUUCCAGUUCGACAACCGGAAGGGCUCCAAAUAUAACGGUAGGGUUUUAUAAGCAGCGGCACCCCUCGUGGCUGUCUGAUGUCAAAUUCUUGAAUAAUAUCACACCGUCCCCUACGAUUAACAAUAUUCUCAUCGACACAUUGGAGGGCCAGUUAAUUACGUUACUUGUUGUCAUAUCCUUUAUUCUAAUCUUCCUUAUCCGUGAAUGGGUCGUCCAGCAACAACCGAUGGCUAAUAUCGCGGAUGGUGAACGGGAAGCGGCUGUCCAGUUAAUAGCGAAUAAUCGUCCAAAUCCCGCGGACGAAAAUCCUCACCUAGGAGAACAUAGACCUCUACAUCCAGACAACGAACAACAGGAAGAAGAAACUCACAAUCAUGAAGAUGGAUUCGAUCACGCUGACGAUGCCUUCCCUGACGCUGUAGCUGAGGUGGACUUGCCUUCUAGGAACAUGUCGGUUCGGGAUGAGAAUAUGGCGUUUGUGGAUGGCCUCAGAACGUCGGGUUCCUUCCGUCGGAACCUGGAGAGCGCUGAUGAUGGACCGAGCAAUGUUCUUGCAGCAGAAUCAGCAUCCCAGAUCAAUCAACCCUGGCCUGGCGUCGAGACCUUCAGAGACCUCUGGUCGCGUGGUCAUGGUGACCCUGAACAGGUCCUAAGAAUCAUACACGAAGAGGGCCGUCAGGAUGAGCUCAGUUGGGUUGUCACGGCCAUGACAAAGCUACAGCACAGUGAUGGUCCUAGAGUAUCCUGGCCUCACAAUCAAAGCUUCUCAGGCCCAUCCAGUUAUGUCCAGCGUCCGGGCGAGACAGAUUCAGAAACUGCAAGUCAUAACACAAUUGCUUCCGCAGGAUCGUCGCUACCGGAUUCUCUUUGGAACACUGCAUCGCAGUCAUCAACCCCUGUUGUUCGGGAGCCCUGGGAUAUUGCGAGCUCGCAAUCUGGAAGCGAUACUCCUAUGGACCAGUUGCGCACUGACUUCGCUUCCGAUUUCCCGGGAUCUGAACCUGGAAGCGAAGAGGAUGGGGAGUCGCAGUCAGAUGCCCCUAGCUCCGCGAAUGACUUUGUUGGAGUUGUCCAGGAAUUUACCUCGCAUGAACCCUCAAGUGCAAACGAUACUACCAAUUUGGACCAUGAACCAGCUGCAAACGUGCCGCUCCCAACACAGACGGAACAUCCUAAUGCUGCACCUCGUAAUUUGGCUACCAGGCUCUUUGACUGGUUCUGGGCGGACAUCACCCCUGAUGAUCAGGCUCAGGAGCACCCACAGCCGGAUGAGGAACACGUAGUUGAGGACCCUGCAUUAGAAGAACCAUUUGUGCCCUUGCAAAACAAUCGACGCCUGGCCAAUGCCGGUGCGCAGGAUAAUCAAGCGAUCUUUGCGGAUGCUGGAAUUGACGGCAACGAUGUUGACGCUGUCGAGGAGGGCGAUGAUUUAGAGGGGAUUCUAGAACUCAUCGGUAUGCAGGGUCCGAUCUUCGGUCUCCUACAGAAUGGUGUAUUCAGCGCUCUGCUUAUAUCAUUUACGGUUUCUGUCGGAAUUUGGUUGCCUUAUCUUUGGGGUAAAAUCGCCCUCGUUCUUCUAGCCAACCCUAUACAACUGGUCUUUGGCGUCCCAAUGACGGCAGUAUCAAUUUUUGCAGAUGUUACAAUUGACACUUUAAUUGGCAUUCUGGGAUAUGCCAUGUAUGGGGUCAGUCUUAUCGUCAAGCUGGUGUUGAGUCCCCUUAGCGCUCUACUCCCUCUGGGUGACUGGAUUCCUCAGACAAAGUCUAUCACCACCGCUUCUCUUUCACUCAUUGAUGCUAGCAGUCAUCGGCUAGGGAACGUGAUUAGUUCCUUCUUUGUGUUCCAUGAAUCAGAUGUUCCCAUGUUCUCCGUCCUCUCUCACCAAGCACUGAAGAUACAUGAAGAGCGUAUCACGAGCUUGUUUCGGCUAUGCUUUGGAAUAGGCAAAUUUGUCUUGUACGACUUCCCACUCCAGUUACUUACUACUGAACUACCUGAUUCCCAAUCGUUCAAGCACGGAGUUGUCGAUUUCGUCAAUUUGAUACCCCAGGCUCGCGGUCAACUUUAUAGAUUUGGGAAUCAAAUUCUCUUCUCUUCGAACGCAACAUGGUUUAAUGCAAGUGUGACGGGGUUAUCUUCAGGUGCCAUAGCUGUGGAUUACGAACUGGCCGUAUGGGACACCAAGGAUCGAGUCAUUGCCAUUUUAUUGGGGUAUCUCUUAGCGUCAGCUUUGGGUCUGCUAUACCUUCGUAUCACUGGCCUCCUAUCAGGUGCGGACAGGGGUCAGAGGGUUGAAGGCAUAAUUGCCGACGUUCUGCACCAAGCUGGUGGAGUCAUGAAAGUCAUCUUGAUCAUUGGGAUUGAGAUGAUCGUUUUUCCGUUAUAUUGUGGUACUCUGCUUGAUGUCGCAUUGCUCCCUCUUUUUGAGAAUGCUACUAUUACAUCGCGCCUUGAAUUCACAUCGUCAUCUCCACUUACUUCAUUGUUUGUGCAUUGGUUCAUUGGCACGUGUUACAUGUUUCACUUCGCUCUUUUUGUGUCCAUGUGCAGGAAAAUCAUGAGAAGUGGUGUUCUCUAUUUCAUCCGCGAUCCCGACGAUCCGACCUUUCAUCCCGUGCGCGAUGUUCUAGAGCGUAGUAUAACCACCCAACUACGCAAGAUUGCAUUCAGUGCUCUUGUGUAUGGCGCUCUAGUCAUCGUUUGUCUUGGUGGUGUUGUCUGGGGUUUGUACUAUGCAUUCGACGAUGUGCUCCCUAUCCAUUGGUCUGCCACAAUGCCAGUCCUUGAAUUCCCCGUUGACCUCCUAUUCUACAACUUCCUCAUGCCCCUUGUGAUUCGAUCGCUCAAACCUUCGGACGGAUUGCAUGGCCUCUACAAUUGGUGGUUCCAUAAGUGCGCACGUUUCUUACGACUGACGAACUUCUUUUUCAAUGAGAGACAGCCAGAUGAGGAAGGUUAUCAUGUCAGACGGUCUUGGUGGGCUACGCUAUCGCGGGCAAAGGGAGAUAUUGAUCACCCUAUAAAAAGUGGAGAACAGCGACGCGAUGCUGAUGACAAGCAUAUCGAUGCCUACUUUGUUCGGGAUGGUAAAUUUGUCCGCGCCCCUGCAUCUGAUCAGGUUCGGAUCCCAAAGGGUAAUUCCGUGUUUCUGGAGGUGUCGGAAUCAAACGAAAGAAUCGAUGGGCUUCCUGAGACCAACGAGGGACUACACAGCCGAGCGAAUCCUAUGUUUACAAAGGUUUACAUUCCGCCCUUUUUCCGAACGCGGAUUGCCGCAUUUAUUUUCUCGAUAUGGGUAUUCGCGGCUGCUACUGGCGUAGGCGUCACAAUUAUUCCAUUGGUCGUGGGCCGGAAAAUGAUGUCGUCGCACUUCCCCAACCGACCGCUGAACGACAUCUAUGCCUUCUCAGCAGGCAUCUGCAUAGUUGGUAGCGCUGCCUACCUUGCGCUUUAUUGUCACACCAGCUUUGCUGCGAUGAAGGACCGUUUGAGGCCAUAUUUACAGUCUCCUCGCCAGGCCUGUAUUGGGUUGACCAGCGCUAUAGCCAAUGCCCUUCAGCUCUCCUACAUCGCUUUAGCGUUCUCGCUGAUUUUACCAUCACUGUUUGCUCUAGUAAUUGAGCUUUACGUGUUGGUUCCCGUGCAUACGUACCUCGAUGGUGCACAGACACACGUCAUCCAUUUUGUGCAGGACUGGACUAUUGGAGUACUCUAUGUCCAAAUGGCAAUCAAAUUCGUGCUCUGGUAUUCCACCUCUCGUCCCGCGGCCGCUCUUAAUGGCAUAUUCCGCGAUGGUUGGCUGAAGCCCAAUGUAAAGCUCGCCACGCGUGCUUUACUACUUCCAGUCAUACUCUUAACGGCAAUUGCGGUUGCCUUGCCAUUGUCGGCCGGGUUUCUGGUCAAUUCGACCGUAUUUUAUUCCACCCCCGAGGUCCAGUUCAAGGUUUACCGUUAUGCAUAUCCUCUCACAUUGCUUCUGAGCUUGCUGUUUUGGAUUGGUUUCCUCGUAAAUCGACAGGUGGAGAAAUGGAGGGUCAAUAUCCGUGAUGAUGUCUACCUAAUUGGAGAACGCCUUCAUAACUUCCGCGAGAAGCGGGCGAAAGAUGUCGGUGUAGCCCGACGAGUGAUCACAGGGUGAUUCAAUGUUAAAUACAACAACUUUUGAAAAGAAACCAUUUUUGAGUUCUUCGAUUCGUGUACAUGCUAUGACUGAUGAAUAAACCUUUCUUUCUCCCUUCCCUUUCGAUCACAUUCACACUGUACCUAGUAGGUUUACUUGAUGGUUGCCUGGUCCAUUUCUUCUGUGGGUAUCCAUCCAAGUGGGUCUCAGCAAACCCUUUGUUGGUUUAGAU
Messenger RNA from Aspergillus pseudonomiae, 5295 nucleotides. Its product is annotated as E3 ubiquitin-protein ligase SSM4. Gene Ontology annotation, cellular component: endoplasmic reticulum membrane. The transcript has 2 exons. The coding region runs from base 195 to 5081 and encodes 1628 amino acids. NCBI's taxonomy places the organism in Eukaryota, Fungi, Ascomycota, Eurotiomycetes, Eurotiales, Aspergillaceae. Gene Ontology annotation, molecular function: zinc ion binding. The record is from RefSeq and is a predicted model, not a curated record.